This is a messenger RNA of Periconia digitata, 358 nucleotides long. The record is from the annotation of a GenBank genome assembly. NCBI's taxonomy places the organism in Eukaryota, Fungi, Ascomycota, Dothideomycetes, Pleosporales, Periconiaceae.
CCAACUGUGGUGCGUGAGAAGAGUGAGAAGGAUCACUCGCUGAUGAAGUUGUGCGAGCCCGGGCCGUCGAUAAGGGUUUUGGGCGGGGCUCAGUCUGAGAUGAAUUGUUGACGAAUGGUCGCUACCUGGACUGAACCGCGUAGACCUACCAGUGGAAACCCUUUCACUAGAAUGGUGAGUCCCGUCGUUAUUGUUGAUAGGUGUCGACUCUUGUGUUUGUUGAAGGGAAUCCCCAGCGUGAACCUGCUCUCCCAUAGACGGAGGUCGGCCAAAAGUUCGAGAUGAAGUCUCUCCAGGUGUAUCAACUAUAUCCAAACGUUCCACAAAACCGUCAGCAGAAGCAUGCAUUCGAGGCGAC